Messenger RNA from Colletotrichum aenigma, 1344 nucleotides. RefSeq names its product Aspyridones efflux protein apdF (gene apdF-10). Gene Ontology annotation, cellular component: fungal-type vacuole membrane. The coding region runs from base 1 to 1344 and encodes 447 amino acids. The transcript is spliced from 2 exons. Gene Ontology annotation, molecular function: transmembrane transporter activity. The record is from RefSeq and is a predicted model, not a curated record. Gene Ontology annotation, biological process: transmembrane transport. NCBI's taxonomy places the organism in Eukaryota, Fungi, Ascomycota, Sordariomycetes, Glomerellales, Glomerellaceae.
AUGACCGAAACGACAGACAUCGUCCGGAGCACCGUUGACGGCCCCGGACCGGCCAGCAACUCGGACAAGUGCCAGAAUGGAGCGACAACCACAACUGCGGGCGCGCCUGACGACGUCCGAGAAUGGUCCGCCGAGCAUGACCUGGUGUACCCGGAAGGAGGAUGGACAGCAUGGUCCCAGGUCCUAGCUGGCAACAUGCUGAACGCGCUGGCAUGGGGCUAUCCGGCAACGUUCGGCGUCUACCAACUGUACUAUACCGAGAAGCUGCACUUGCCGUCAGCCCAAAUAUCGUGGAUUGGCUCGAUUCAAAUCUUCCUGACGUUUGCCAUUUGUACAAUCUCUGGCCGCCUGACGGAUGCGGGAUACGCACGGCAAGCGGUUCUCGUGGGCUGCACUGUUGUCGUCUUUGGCACCUUCAUGACGAGUUUGUGCACCACAUACUGGCAGAUCAUGCUCGCCCAGGGAAUAUGUACCGGUAUGGGUUUGGGGGUGUUGUUCAUGCCAAGCGUCGCCAUCAUCGGAUCAUACUUCAAAGAGAGACGAUCUCUCGCGCUGGCCAUCUCAGCCACAGGCACUGGCGUCGGCAGCUUGAUCUUUCCCUCUACACUACAGUACCUUAUCCCUCAGGUCGGAUUCCCAUGGGCUGUGCGCUGCUCUGCCUUCGUCGCACUCGCUGUUUCCAUCAUAGCAAACGUUUUGCUGCGUCCCAGACUUCCGCCCCGAAGAUCUGGCCCAUUUGUCGAGUGGGGAGCGUUUCGAGAAGCGCCCUAUAUAUUGUUCGCGCUGGGUGUCUUCCUCUAUUUCAUGGCGCUUUACUUUGGCUUCUUUUAUAUCAACACUUACGCCCGAAAAGUCGUGGGCUUCUCAACGACGGAGUCUGUCUCUUUGCUUCUGAUCACCAAUGGUUUGGGCAUCCCUAGUCGGCCAGUAGUUGGAUACGUUGCCGACCGCUACCUCGGCCCAAUCAACACCUUCAUGCUGAUGACGUUUAUUCUGGGCUGCAUGGAAUUUGUCUGGAUAGGGGUGAAGACGAGGACUGGCAUGUAUAUUUUCAGCGUUUUCUUCGGCCUGUCCAACGGAGCAGCACAGGGCGUCUUCGUAGGCGCUUUGGCAAGCCUGACGGCUGACCCGCAGAAGAUGGGGACGCGGUUUGGUAUGAUUGCGACGUUGUCCGGUUUCGCGUCUUUAGCUGGACCUCCAACGGCCGGUGCCAUCAUCGACAGGUCGGGAGGGCAGUAUCUCGGAGCUCAGAUCUGGGGCGGAGUGGUGAUCAUCGCAGGCUCGCUGACAGUAGGAGCGGCGAGGGUAGCCAAGGCGGGGAAAGCUUGGGGUGCCAAGUUGUAA